Molecule: messenger RNA, 2436 nt
Organism: Paramacrobiotus metropolitanus
Lineage: Eukaryota; Metazoa; Tardigrada; Eutardigrada; Parachela; Macrobiotidae
Exons: 7
Coding region: 319-1938 (539 amino acids)
Source: RefSeq, a predicted model, not a curated record
CAUUCAGCAGACAGACCAGGCACAGUGAUAGUUGUCUGCAGCGAGCCAUGCAGCGUGUUUUCAAAGCCUAGCCGAGGCAUAUGAUACUUGCAUCUGCAAACGGAGUACCUUAGCUUGUACGUACAGAAUAGGUACGAACUCGUAUCGUACAAUUGGGUGAAAUCUUUUUCUGAAUGUUCUCUGAUAAGUACGUACAACAGUCCAGUUUUUCUUUCUUAAUAAAAGGACGAGCAAAUUAGCGGAGCGAUUUGAACCAGGUGACUAAUCUUCCUCCCGUGGUCUGGUCUGCAUCGAUCCCUGUAUAGAUAUACAGCAGGCAUGCAUAACGGCACCGUCAGCCUGUCCAGUAACCCCCCGACCAUGGUGCUGCCGCCCAGUCUGCUGGGGCAGCAACCCCCGCAGGACACCAGCAGCGCCGGGGGCACAGGCAGCAGUAGUCAGAGUGACAGUGCCGUGGCGGAUGUCCACUGUGUGGUGUGCCAGCAGUCCCUGUUCGUCAAGGAUAUGACGCCGCCGCGCCAACAGAAACCCUGGAAGUGCAAUGGCUGUCAGCAGUGGUUCACGGUGAAGUCCAGUGCCAAACGCCAUGUGGUCAAUGUCCACAAGGACCGGGUGUGCCGGGAUUGUGGGGAGCGGGGGAUGGGCGGGGAGGGCGUGGCCAGUGGGGGCAAGGGGGCCGGGACGACCGGGGGGAUGAAUGAUAUGAUGCACAUGCAUCAACAAGUUGUGCCAGAACCCAGUCAGCCGACCUUCAUGUCCAAUCGUUCGGCGUCUAUGAUCGCCGACCCCACCGAACACCAGCAGAAAGUGUACAUCCAGGCCAGCCAGCCGACGCACAUCCAGAUCCAACCGACCGCUCAACACCCGGCCGGGACCACCCUGACCAUCCACGACACGCACGACCUGCAGGCCGAUCUGGCCCUGCUCUCCCUGAUGCUGGCCAACAAUCUCGACCUGAAGACUAUGGAUGCCAUCAUCAUGUUGCUCAACAGCGGGCGGGAUUUCUCCAAAAUCAAAAACGCCGCCCACUGGCUGGAGCGGUUGGGACGCGGGGCGGCGGUCAAUGUGGCCACGCAUUGUAAUGUGUGUAAACGGCCGGCCACACAAGCCUGCCUCAACUCCGGGCAUCAGACGCACAGUGCGCCUGUUCUGGCCGCACAUCCGGUUGUAAAAACAGUGCCGCAGAUGCAGAAUUCCGUGGCAUCGGUGGCGUCUGUGCCUUCUCUGAGUCCGUUCCCAGGAGGAACGGUGAUCGGGAUCUUCGAUGCCAGUGGACAGCUUCUGCCCACUAAUUCAAUUCCUAUGGCGGCGACUUCAGUGGUGACCGGUUCGCAAGCCCCCCAGCCAGUCGCCCAAGCACAGGCCACGCCGAAGAAAGCCAAAUCCCGAAAGAAGCGCCCUGCUGCAGCCAACGCCCCGAAUGGUCCGCCACGGGAAAUACCAGCGACCCCGACAACGCCCCACACCGGAAACAAGGUGGGAUCUCUGGCGACGUCCUGGAAGGCCAUUGCGCGGAACAAUCUCUACAGUCUUCACACUCCUCAAGAGCUUCUUGGACUGUGUGUGGUGGGACGUCGGGUGGAUAAGACCGUGGAUACUGGACUGCAGCCGAUGGACACGGAAAAGCGCCGCGUCAUUGCAGAAGCGGUAGCCAAUCACUGCAACAACGUGGGCAUCCCCAUUCCCAGUGAGACGCAGAUCAACCAUUUCAUGUCGCAGAUCCUGUGCGAUCUCCGCCGCAAAGAGUCAUUACAGGCCACCGGUCAGACGCCCACCCGCAAGAAGAUAAAGAAGGAGGAAGCCGCCGCCGCCGCGGCGACGACCCCCUCAUCCACGCCGACAACGAGCAGCACCACACCCGCGGGCAUCACCAUGGUGGAGCCGCAGCCCCCGCCGUCGCUCUCCAUCAAGCACGAAAGCAUGAGCCUGCUGCCGUGAAAUGCUGCUUGCGGACGAAGAGCAUGAUGUGUGCAGUUGGAAUUACGCCCCAAUGUUUGUUGAGAGAAGUUGUAUUUGUUGGUACAUAUGCUAUUCUGGACAGUUUAAUUAUUUAAACGCGCGCUUUUUUUUAUUAACGCCGGUGUAUAAUUAAUCCCCGCUUGGUCUGCCCAUACGCCAUGUGCCCGUUUGUAUAAGUGGUUCUUCUUGCACUGUAUAGAUCCGGCAUUGCGGUGUGUGUUCCAUACUGUUUUUAAGGAUGCAGUACAGUUUUGUCUCUUUUGUGAUUAUUAACCUUCGGUGGAAUGAGUGAAGUUUUUGUUUUUGUGGAAUGAUGUUUUCCAGUUUUUCCCCCUUUAAUUAUUUUCUGCGGAAUGAUUGCUUUUUUGCGCUUUUUGUUGGAUUGGAUUUCUGUUGGCUGGAAUCAGCUACAAUUAUUGGCAUUUGUUGCGCGCCUUUAUUCGACUUUGAACAAUUUUGAAUGAAAAUUUAAAGAAA